AUGGACAACACUCGAAUAAUGGAGAAACGUAAGAAAAACCACCAGCGAUGGUUGGAACGGCAGGAACGAUCACGAUUAAGUCGUGCAGAGAUUGAUAUGCUGCGGAAGAAACGAGAAGAACUCCGCACAUCUCUGGACAAAGAAGAGCAUUCUUUCACUAACCAUGAUGAUAAUAAUAAUAAUAAUAAUAAUAAUAAUAAUAAUAAUAAUAAUAAUAAUAAUAAUAAUAAUAAUAAUAAUAGUAAUAAUAAUAAUAAUAAUAAUAAUGUGAAGAAGGAUGAAGUACAAGGUGAUGGUCCACAGCUUGUCUACACACACUUCAAUCAACUUCCUCUCUCCCAACGCACACAACUUGGAUUAGAACGUGGUGGUUACUCCCGCAUGACGCCUAUUCAAACAGACACUUUACAUCUCGCUCUCGCCGGUUAUGAUGUGCUUGGCGCAGCGAAAACAGGAUCUGGUAAAACUCUCUGUUUUGUUCUCCCAUUACUGGAACGUCUCUUUGUGGAACAGUGGGAUGCCUCUCUUGGUGUUGGUGCACUUGUAUUAAGUCCAACCCGUGAACUUGCCUUGCAGAUAUUUAAAGUUUUGCAAGUAGUGGGAUAUAAACAUGUCUUCUCUGCGGCUUUACUCACAGGUGGUCGUGAUGUUGUAGAAGAACGUAAACGACUUCAGGCGAUUUGUAUCAUUAUUGGUACACCCGGUCGUGUUUUACAUCACUUGGAAGAUGAUGCUCAACUCGUUACGGAUAAUGUACUGAUGUUGGUAUUGGAUGAAGCGGAUCGUUUACUGGAUAUGGGAUUUCGUGAUGCCUUAUUACGACUUUUACAACAUCUCCCAACAGAACGACAAACAUUACUUUUCUCCGCUACACAAACAACAGAUGUUCGUAUGUUAGCACAAAUGUCUUUACGACAUGCACGGUAUGUUACGGCACAUGCCACCACUGCUGCUCCUACACCCGCUACACUUUGUCAAAACUUUAUUAUAUUGGAGCCACAUCGUAAAUUGGAUGCUCUUUUAUUAUUUUUAAAAAGACACCCAAAUGAUAAGGUUGUGGUAUUUGUCAGUACAUGUAAUCAGGUACGAUUUAUGUACCUUGCUUUCUCUCGUAUUCUUAAAAAGAUGCGUAUUCCAUGUAUGUGUCUUACCAGUAAGAUGAAACAAUUCCGUCGAGAAGAAGUUUUUCUCACUUUCUGUCGUUGCAAAAGUGCUGUACUUUUCUGCACAGAUGUCGCCGCUCGAGGAUUGGAUUUCCCACUUGUUCAUUGGUCUGUACAAUUUGAUUGUCCAGAUAGUGCACAAACGUAUAUUCAUCGUGCUGGUCGAACUGCCCGUGCGGGGGCUCGUGGUGUGAGUUUACUCUUUCUCACUCCACGUGAAACUCCAAUGCUUUCAUUUCUCGCUCAUAAACAUAUUCCACUACGGGAAAUUGCGAUUCGUCCAGGCAUGCUGCAGGAAUCCCGUGAGAUCUUUGUAGCCUUAGUCGUACAAGGAUUAAAGUAUGAAGCCCAGAAGGCGUUUAUUGCCUAUCUUCGCUCCAUUUACUUUGCCUCCAAUAAACUUGUUUUUGAUAUGAAUGCCAUUGAUGUAGGACCUUUUGCCCAUUCUCUUGGUUUAUUAAAGGUACCUGAUAUGACUGAACUGCAGAAUACACGGCGAGGGGCAAAGAAUCUCCCAUGGGAUAUUGUAAACUACAUGGCAAAUCGUGAUCAGAAACAACAGGCACAACAACCAUGUACACGACGGGAAAAACAUCUCGCCGCUUCCGAUAUGUUCCGUACUCUUCAACAAAAACAACGCUACGUCACUAAGGAUGAGGAUGAUGAAGAUAAACAUCACAGUGGAGAGGAAGAAGUUGAUAAUGACCGUACAAGGAAGGCAAAGAAACGUGGAGAGAAGGAAAACGAUGAAGAUGAUGAUGAUGAUGAUGAUGAUGAUGAUUUCCUUGUAAAGCGACCACGCACAGAUGAGGAUGGUAAUUCAGAUCAAAAGACUAUGCAACUAAGCGUUGAGGAGCGUAUGGCGGGUCUUUCAAAGCGAAAGGUGCGAAAGUAUAUUGAGGCAGCCGAUCUGCGUGUGCGGGAUCUUGGGUUAAGUAAACACAUCGUCUUUGCAGAUGAUGAUGAUGAUGAUGAGGAGGAGGAGGAGGAGGAGAAUAAGAAUCAUAAUGAGGAUGAUGAUCACAAUGCGGCAGCAGCGAAGAAGAAGAAGAAUAAGAAGAAGAAGAAUGUGGAGGGUGAAGUACAUGAACUCGUCUCAAGCAACAACAACGAGAAGACCCACCUCUCUUCUGCUAAAUCUACCACCACCACAACAAGAGAUGGAGAUGAUGAAAAGGAAGAGACUACAGAUAAUGAUGAUAAUGAUGAGGAAGAAGAUGCUAUUGCAAACUAUGCGGCACAGUUGCGGCAGCGCAUGCAAAGCAAAUCAGCAGAUGAUGCCGAUCGUGCCAAACGACUGCGGCGACUGCGACGAUUGCAGCGUGAUGGAAAGAUUGCAAAACAGACCGCACUUGAAGAAAGUGGCGUCUCUGCUGAUAUCCGCCGUAAAGAUACCACAAACAGUAACCGUAAACACCAUGAUGAUUCCGACAAUGAAGAGGCAUCUUCAGAUAUGGAUAGUAUCAGCAGUGGGGGAUCUCUUGCUCGUCUCAUUAAAGCCGCUAAAGGGGAAUUGUACUCCGAUGAUGAUGAUGAUAAUGAAGAUAAUGAUGAUGAUGAUGAUGACGAUGCAGCAUCUCAUCAAGGUAGCAUCAGCAGCAGUAGCAGUGAAGACACUUCCAUGCAACCACAACGAAAGAAAAACAGACGAUUUUAA
Messenger RNA from Trypanosoma theileri, 2820 nucleotides. Its product is annotated as putative ATP-dependent RNA helicase. Gene Ontology annotation, cellular component: nucleus. Bases 1 to 2820 code for a protein of 939 amino acids. The record is from RefSeq and is a predicted model, not a curated record. Gene Ontology annotation, molecular function: nucleic acid binding; ATP binding; RNA helicase activity. Lineage: Eukaryota; Euglenozoa; Kinetoplastea; Trypanosomatida; Trypanosomatidae. Gene Ontology annotation, biological process: rRNA processing. The transcript has a single exon.